This is a messenger RNA of Penaeus chinensis, 3380 nucleotides long. Its product is annotated as peroxidase-like. Gene Ontology annotation, biological process: response to oxidative stress. Lineage: Eukaryota; Metazoa; Arthropoda; Malacostraca; Decapoda; Penaeidae. The record is from RefSeq and is a predicted model, not a curated record. Gene Ontology annotation, molecular function: peroxidase activity; heme binding. Bases 81 to 2558 code for a protein of 825 amino acids. The transcript is spliced from 17 exons.
GUAAGGAGGUUCAGUCUUCCUCCGGCAGCGAGAGAGGAAAGACCAGCGCUUUGUCAUCGGGUCUUCAAGGACUGAGGAACAUGUGGCUUCGGGUGUUGUCAGUAGCGUUGGUGUUGUCAGGGGCGCUGGUGGCAGGCCAGAUAGUGUUUCCCGAGAAUGAGGACCUGAGCCUGGCAGCGGCGGGAGGAGCGGCAGGAGGGAAUCCCACGGGGGUUAUUAAUUCUCAAGGUCCCAGCGUCGACGGCCGUCUGCAGGGCACCGCUAACAUCUUCUUCCCGAAGAGCGAGGAGCAACAGCAGAUUCUGUGCAUCACGUACAAGAACGAACCAGGCAACUGCCGACUCUUGGCGCAAUGCACGACCUUCUUCGCCGAAAUUGCCGAACUGUCUCGUUCGCCCUGCACCAUCAACGGCGAGCAGCAGGGCGUGUGUUGCCCGCCCACGAAGCAGGCCACAACGGACAUCGGCGUUCUGAUCAGCAAGCAACCGACGCCCACGAACGAGCCUGUACCGAACCUGGAGGUGCAGCAGCUGAACCACGCGUGUGAGAUGGGGAUCAGCCAGAUCACGGCCAAGGAGGCGUUCGAGGACGAGCUGCUGAAGAACAACAUCGUGGCCGAGAAGGGGUCUCCUGUGGCCCUCCACGCACAGCUGUUCCAGACCACGGACAAGAUCGUGAAGAAAUCUAAGGAGGCCGAGAUGAACGUCGCAGCGUCCGUCAACCUUGUGAAACAAUUUAACUUGACGAAGAGCCAGGGAGGUUUCGGGCUGCCCAGGUUUGGUGUCCAGAAUACCAUCAUCGCCAACACGUGCCCUCAGGAGCCCCUGUGCCCCGAUACCAAGUACCGAGCCUUCGACGGUACCUGCAACAACCGCAGGAAUAAGGAAUGGGGCAAAGCGGGCACCGCCUUCCAGCGCAUCUUGCCUCCGGACUACCACGAUGGUGUAAACAUGCCCAGGCAGUUCUCCGUGACCGGCUCCCUCCUGCCUUCCCCGCGCUCGAUCUCGUCCCGCGUCAUCGUCGACCGAGAUGCACGCUACGAUAACUUUACGAUCCUCAUCAUGCAGUGGGGGCAGUUCCUCGAUCACGACAUCACUCACACGCCCAUUACGAAGGGAAAGGACAAAUCCGACAUCACGUGUUGCAAGCGAGGGCAGCGCAGGGAGCCCCGGGAAUUGCACCCUGAUUGCAUGCCUAUCGAGAUCCCAGACACCGACACCUUCUUCAGCCAGUUCGGGCAGCGGUGCAUGGAAUUCGUGCGAUCGAUGCCGGCCGUUCGUCCCAAGUGUAAUUUCGGGCCCAGGGAACAGAUGAAUCAGAUUACGUCGUUUAUUGAUGCAAGCAACGUGUACGGAUCGACGGAGGAGGAAGCGAAGCCCCUGAGGUCCUUUGUCGACGGCAAGCUCAAGGUGAAGACACAGAACGGGAACGACCUCCUUCCGCCGCACAGAGAGGAGUGCACCGACGCCUCCAGGCAGUUCCAUUGUUUCAAAGCAGGCGACAGUCGCGUGAACGAGCAACCGGAGCUGGCCGUGAUGCACACCGUAUGGAUGAGGCAGCACAACAGGAUCGCCGAGGGCCUGAAGAAGCUCAAUUCGGGCUGGGACGACGAGGUGCUGUACCAAGAGGCGCGCAGGAUCGUGGCGGCGCAGAUGCAGCACAUCACAUACAACGAGUACCUGCCCAUCGUGUUGGGCCGAGAAUUCAUGGAAGUGUUCGGACUCGUGCCCAAGGAGUCUGGCUACGCCUCCAACUACCGCGAGAACAUCGACCCGAGCAUCAACAACGCCUUCGCAACCGCUGCCUUCCGAUACGGACACACGCUCAUCCACGGCACUAUGGAAGGCUACAGUAAAUUCGGCACCAUCGACCGCAACCUGCGCCUGAGCGAGCACCAGUUCUCCCCCUUCGUGUUGUACCAGAGGGACGGCGUCGAUUCCCUUCUGCGUGGACUUUCCAUCCAGGCCAGUCAGAAGUUCGACCAUUUCUUCAGCGAGGAGCUGACCAACCGCCUGUUCGCCGGACGCUCUCCCUUCGGCAUGGAUCUGGUGGCCCUGAACAUCCAGCGCGGGCGCGACCACGGCAUUCCGGCCUACAACCAGUGGCGAAAGAUCUGCAACUUGCCGCUCGCCAGAGAUUUCAACGAUCUCUCGGAUGUCAUGGAUCCCUCGGUGAUCAACCAGCUGCGCUCUCUGUACCUGCACGUGGACGACAUCGACCUGUUCAUCGGCGGCAUCGCUGAGAAGCCGAGUGCUGGGUCCCUGCUCGGCCAUACCUUCCUCUGCAUCGUCGGAGACCAGUUCGCGAGGCUCAGGCUGGGCGACCGCUUCUACUACGAGAACGGAGGCCUAGAAUCCUCGUUCAGCGAGCUGCAGCUUCAGGAGAUCAGGAAAACCACUUUGUCCAGGAUCAUGUGCGAUAAUUCCAACCUAGAUAUGAUGCAGCCGCUCGCGUUCGUCGACGCCCACCUCGCGAACAAGCGGGCCGUAUGCAAGUUCGGGACCCUCAUCCCCGAGAUGUCGCUGGAGCCGUGGCGCAACGAGCCGGUCUGGGUGUAGGCGCCCGUGACCCUCCGAGGCUCCGAGACGCUCGCUUGAUGCUGUUCGUUUUGCGUGUUGGCCCCGCCCGUGUACUUCAUGGUCCUGUUAUAAUUCGCUUGUAUUUUUUAUUUUCUUUCUUUGAGGGGAGGGGGGGAUAUUCAUCUAUUUAUUUUGCAUAGGCUUGUGCGGCCGUAUGUUGGUUUUGUAAUUAAGCCUUUUUUUAUGAUUCGGUUCUUUGUUGGUCUUAUGAAGAAGUUCCUUUUUGGGGUAAAGGAUUUUUUAUUAAUCACUUUCUAUACGUAAAAUUCUCUACAAGGCCGUAUCUGAUUUUAUGAUUAAGCAUUGUUGUGAUUUUUAUUUAUAGUUGUUCUUUAUUAUUGUUUCGGCAAGAACUGAGGCAUUGCAUGAGCAGGCUACGUUUGUCAAAUUGAUAUAAAUGUCCUCUCUCUGAAAGACAGACAUUUUUUUUUCAUUUUGAUGGUACUUAUAUAUUUUUAAAUGUUAAAAAUAUAUAUAAAGAUUUUUCUUUAUUAAUAGGUAAUUUGAUUGUACGUGACUGCUCUAUUUUGAAGGGUUAAAGUUGUUUUCUCUGUGUAGUAACAGUGGGAAAACAGGAAGGCAUUUACCAAUAAACAUUAUCCAUUUUUUUUUUUGACGAUAUUCAUCUUAGAAUACAAUUCAUAUAGUUUCACAAGUUGCAUAUUUCGGUGAAUAAAUCAACACGUUUUGCAAAAGCUAUCAGGUGUCUUAAAAGAUUACAUUAGUUUACGCACUUUUUCAGGUAUAUACUAUAUUUAUUGUGACUUGAGUCCCCAAUAAAAUAAUUCCUUUGAUUUUGAA